CCACAAGCAGCAAGCCAUCCUGCCAUUUUCAGAAUUGUUAACAAAAUUUUCAAGAAUGCACUGCUGGAAACUGAUGGAACUCCAGAAAUUAUGACCAUAAUACAGGUGUUUACACAGCUCUUCCUUCAGGCUCAUCAGAAUGAAAACAAACAGCAUAAAUUUCCGCUGAAGGCCUACUUUCCUUACCAUCACCAGCCUCUUGUAACAGCUUUACUCAGACGUCCUUUUGAACUGCCAACUACACACUGGUCUCAACACUUGAAACACAUUUCAGAUAUGCUCAAAGGAUUAAUAGAAGAUACAAACAUUAGUUCUCUUGCUGAUGUUUUUGAAAUCUGGUUUUUGGUUGCUUGUUUUGGAGAAUGGGUGGAUAUUGCGGCAGAACAAUUACUGAAGGCCGCCAUAGAACCACAUGCUUUGCUGUGGCUGCUGGCAUUUUACUACUGUCCUCAGAAAGAAAAUCAACAAAGGACUCAAACAAUGGUAGAAGCUCAAGCUGUCUACAAUCAUUUAAUGAUGCUCUUCAGCUGUACAGUCCUUUCUGUCAAAGAUCUGGAGGCUGCUGUACACAGUAUAACAGAUAUAGAGCAGUGUUGUAACCAGCAUCUUAUAACACAUCUUCUUAUCAGCUUUUUGCUCUAUUCUUCUGGUGGACAUAUGAUUGCCCAGGAAUUUAUCUACCAUAUUACUGAGACUACUGAUGCAAGCAAAGAAGUUUGUAGCCUUCUCAUCCGUACUGCAUACAGAAUUAACCAUAAUGGUGAAGAAAACCAAAGGACUGUGAAGCUGCUGAAUGAAAUUCUUCAAAAACUAACAUUGAAAGUUUAG
This is a messenger RNA of Fulmarus glacialis (Northern fulmar), 828 nucleotides long. RefSeq names its product Fanconi anemia, complementation group C (gene FANCC). Gene Ontology annotation, cellular component: Fanconi anaemia nuclear complex. Lineage: Eukaryota; Metazoa; Chordata; Aves; Procellariiformes; Procellariidae. The record is from RefSeq and is a predicted model, not a curated record. The annotation marks the transcript as partial. Gene Ontology annotation, biological process: cellular response to oxidative stress; nucleotide-excision repair; interstrand cross-link repair. The transcript is spliced from 7 exons.